AUGUCUAUCCUCAAAACCAUCGCUGUCGCCUGUGCCUUGAUUCCUCUGGCACAUGCCGGAAAGAACAGCAUUGCCAGCCGUCAGAAUGUCAACACAACCUGCACCGAUAUCCACUACUUCGAGGCUCGAGGAACGACUCUUUCUUACCCGGGUAGCUUGAUCACUGUUAUUGAUCCUCUAAUGAGGGCUUUCCCCAACAGCAACUACGAAGACAUUGUGUAUCCAGCUACGGACGAGCGAGGAAGCGACAGCUAUUUCGAGGGUGUACAAAACGGCGCCAAACAAAUCAACUCCUAUGCGGAAGCGUGUCCCGAGUCGCAGAUUGUGUUGAUGGGGUAUUCGCAAGGUGCCCUUGUUCUGGGGGACAUCUUGGCUGGUGGAGGCGACAACUCAAUCUUGGGGAACUUGACGCAGCCACUGGUCAAGUCCUGCGGCGCCGGCAAGCAGAUCUCGGCGAUUCUUCUGUACGGCAAUCCUCGACACAUGCCGAAUCAAACAUACAACGUCGGAAAUGUUUCCGCUGCGGAUGCUACUGGCAAAUACCCUCGCACCGCUGCGCAGCUUACGAACCUGAACAAAUACGCUGAUCGAAUCCGUGACUUCUGCAACUUCCACGAUGGAGUCUGCGAUGCGCGCGGCAGCGACCUCAGCGCUCACCUGGCGUAUUCUGCGGAUUACGAUGCCGAGGCAAUCGCUUGGUUGCAGUCGAAGCUUUAA
Messenger RNA from Colletotrichum destructivum, 717 nucleotides. Its product is annotated as Putative cutinase/acetylxylan esterase, alpha/Beta hydrolase. Gene Ontology annotation, molecular function: hydrolase activity. The transcript has 3 exons. The coding region runs from base 1 to 717 and encodes 238 amino acids. Lineage: Eukaryota; Fungi; Ascomycota; Sordariomycetes; Glomerellales; Glomerellaceae. The record is from RefSeq and is a predicted model, not a curated record.